UCCUACAUAUUUUGCAUCGACCAUGCCCACUGCCCCUGUGGCAACUUAACUCCUCUUCUGCCACAUAACCUCUUCAGAAUUACACAAUGAUGUGUUUCCAAGUCAUCUGGCAACAAAGGGGUUAAAUCGAUGUUGCUACCUCCUUACUAAUUAUGCUUUAAAAUUUCACACGCAUACAAAAGUUUUGGCUACUGUCUGGGAAUGCUCCUUUAAACACAACCCCCUUUAAUUAUGUGAGGUCAACGCACUUUUUUUUUUUUUUAAGCAAGCAGCUGCCAGAAAAAUCAUCCACUACAUAGAUUGCUUAAAAAACUAGGAAAGAGCAGGUCCCAGGAACAUCAGGAUCAGUGUGCGGAAAGCCGGCACUCAUUUGAAAUCCUCAAGGAAGAUCACAAAAAAAAAGUGUGCUCGGGUUCAUUCUUCUAAAGAACCGGUAACUGUAGAGCAGACCCUGAACAGAAAGAAGGCAAGGCAGCUCAGAUGUCAUAAAGUGUCAAGCACUAGAAGUCUAUAGGAAAUCUGGCAUUUGAGUUUAGCAAGGCAAAGAAUACAAAUUACAGGAGUUGCUUAGAUCUGGACUUCAGCUGGUGGAUUUGAGAGCCAAGGACAAGCUGGGUAACAAUUGUGCAAUUGAAAGAACUAAACUUAUAUCAAUUAUUGAAACUAACAAAGAAGAAAAUAAGGCAAAAUCAAAGAGCUGUUGCCAGGGCUGAAAGAGAUGACUUCACAGGCUUUAGGUUAGUAGUCCCUGGGAGAAGGCCUAAGGGACAGCGUCAUGGUGAAAGUGGGCGUUACAGUUAAGCUGAAGAAGACCAUACGCCAUGGCAGUUAUCUGGGGUCUACUGGCUUUGGCCUUCUCCGUGACUGCUGCAAGACCUUCCAGUUUCAAAAGAUUCAGAAAUCACAACCACAGCUCAGAAGAUUUCCUCUCCCGUCUGAGCCAUUAUGAGAUCGCCUUUCCUGCCCAGGUGGACGAGAGUGGGAACUUCUUGACGUAUGACCUUCGCAGAGCAUCACCCAGCUUCCGAAGGUCCAGGAGGAGCAUCCCUGAUGAUUCUGAACGGCAGGUCUUCUACUGGCUGCAAGCUCAGAGUUCUAACUUUCUACUCAACCUCACCCUGCAGACAGAUCUACUGGGACAGCACUUCACUGUUGAGUACUGGAAAAGAGGGGGACUGGACUGGAAACAUGAGCUGUACGAAGACUGUCACUACGUUGGACACAUACAAGAUCAACAGCUGAGCUCCAAAGUGGCCAUUAGCAACUGCAAUGGACUGCUAGGAGUGAUAGUAUCAGGGGAUGAUGAAUAUCUCAUUGAACCACUACCUCAAGGUAGAAAUUACAACAAAACCAGUGAGGGGACUCCACAUGUGGUAUACAAGCGCUCUUCCUUGCAAAGACAGCAUCUUGAUGCGGCGUGUGGUGUAAUAGAUGACAAGCCCUGGAAGGACCGUCAUUGGUGGCUGAGAAACCCAAGGCCUCCACCAUUGCGACCAGCAUCCAAUCACACACAGCGUGGACCUCUGCCACUUAAACGAUCAGUGAGCACAGAGAGAUAUGUGGAGACUUUAGUGGUUGCAGAUAAAAUGAUGAUUGGUUAUCACGGAAGAAGGGACAUUGAGCAAUAUAUCUUGGCUAUCAUGAACAUUGUUGCCAAACUUUUCCAGGACUCAAGUCUGGGGAACAUUGUGAACAUCAUGGUGACUCGGCUAAUCCUUUUGACUGAAGAUCAGCCUAACCUGGAAAUUAACCACCACGCAGGAAAGUCUCUUGACAGCUUCUGCAGAUGGCAAAAGUCCAUUGUAAGUCGAAAUGGUAAUGCAAUCACAGAGAGUGGCAUAGCUGACCAUGACACUGCCGUCUUAAUAACCAGAUAUGAUAUUUGCAUUUACAAAAACAAGCCAUGUGGGACAUUAGGUUUGGCGCCAGUGGGUGGAAUGUGUGAAAGAGAGAGAAGCUGCAGUAUAAAUGAAGAUAUUGGCCUAGCAACAGCUUUCACCAUUGCACACGAGGUGGGACACACGUUUGGUAUGAAUCAUGAUGGUAUUGGUAAUGGCUGUGGAUCUCGAGGUCAAGAAACAGCCAAGCUCAUGGCAGCUCACAUUACUAUGAAGACCAAUCCAUUUGUGUGGUCGGCUUGUAGCAGGGACUACAUCACCAGCUUCCUGGAUUCAGGCCUGGGCCUUUGCCUGAAUAAUGCGCCCCCACGUCAGGAUUUUAUUUAUCCAACACAAGCUCCAGGACAGGCCUAUGAUGCAGAUGAUCAGUGCCGUUUCCAACAUGGAAUUAAAUCCCGCCAGUGUAAAUACGGGGAGGUAUGCAGCGAACUUUGGUGUUUAAGCAAAACUGGGCGCUGCAUCACUAACAGCAUACCAGCUGCUGAAGGGACCAUCUGUCAAACUAAUACCAUUGAGAAGGGGUGGUGCUAUAAAAGGGAGUGUGUUCCUUUUGGGACACGACCUGAAGGAGUGGAUGGAGCUUGGGGACCCUGGUCGACUUGGGGAGAAUGCAGCAGGACCUGUGGAGGAGGAGUGUCAACAUCUGUCAGGCAUUGUGACAGUCCAAGGCCAACUAUUGGAGGAAAAUAUUGCCUUGGGGAAAGGAAGAGACAUAGAUCUUGCAAUAUUGACGAGUGCCCACCUGGGUCACAGGACUUCCGGGAAAUGCAGUGUGCAGAAUUUGACAAUGUGGCAUUUCGAGGCAAAUACUAUUCAUGGAAAAGCUACAAAGGAGGUGGGGUGAAGGCCUGUUCACUCAACUGCUUAGCAGAAGGCUUUAACUUCUACACAGAGAGAGCUGCAGCUGUGACCGAUGGAACACCGUGUAGACCAGACUCCUAUGAUAUCUGUGUUAAUGGAGAGUGCAAGCACGUUGGCUGUGAUCGAAUCUUGGGAUCUGAUGCUAAGGAAGACAAAUGCCGUGUGUGUGGAGGAGAUGGCAAUUUAUGUGAGACCAUUGAGGGAAUCUUCAACCAGUCAUUCUAUGAGGGAGGAUAUGAGGAGGUUGUCUGGAUUCCAAAAGGUUCUGUCCAUAUUAACAUUAAACAGCUCAACCUAUCACAAAACUACCUGGCCCUGAAGGCAGAAGGAGGAGAUUACUAUAUUAAUGGAAGACUCCCCCCAGAUGCCCCAAAGAAGUUUUAUGCAGCUGGGACAGCUUUUCACUACAAAAGACCCCAAGAUGAACCAGAAUCACUGGAGGCUUUAGGACCUACUAAUGCGACUUUAGUUCUUAUGGUAAUGAUGAGAGAAGAGUUUCUUGGCAUCCGCUACAAGUUCAAUGCACCAGUCAGUAGACACACUGAGAGUGGAUACAUGUGGCAGCAUUCCCAGUGGACUAAAUGUUCUUCUCUAUGUGCUGGAGGAGUACAAAUGCAAUAUGUUGUCUGUAAGAAGAUAGCAGAUGGAUCUUCUGCCUCUGAAGACAUGUGUGAUGCACAGCAGAGAAUGCAAGAGAAGCAACGUCAAUGUAACACUGAGCCCUGCCCCUCUGAGUGGGCAAUAGGUCCUUGGUCUGAGUGCAGCCGGAGCUGUAACUCCGGUGUUCGUACCCGCAGUGUGAUCUGCCAGCGCCGGGUAUCAGCAGGAGAAGAGAGAUCUCUAGAUGAUGGCAACUGCACACCACCUCGCCCCACAAUGCUAGAGCCCUGCAACACCAACUCAUGUCCACCAGAGUGGGUGGCACUGGACUGGUCCGAGUGCAGUCCAAGCUGCGGCCCAGGAUACAGACACAGAGUUGUGCUUUGCAAGUCUGGUGAUGGUGAAAAUACUUUACCCCCGUCUCAAUGUCCAGCUAAGGACAAGCCUGCAUCUAGCGUAAGAUGUACCCUACAGAGAUGCCCCCCACCACGCUGGGUGACUGGCGACUGGUCUGAGUGCUCAGCCCCGUGUGGACAUGGGCAGCAGAGACGCUCUGUGCAGUGUGUGAGCCACAGAGGACAACCAUCAGUAGAAUGUAUAGAGUCUCUGCGCCCCGCUGCCAUGCAGCAGUGUGAAAAUAAAUGUGAGGCAGGACCUUCUGACAGCCCUGACGAAUGUAAGGAUGUCAACAAAGUGGCAUACUGCCCCCUGGUGCUCAAGUUUAAAUUCUGCAGCAGACCCUACUUCAGACAGAUGUGUUGCCGCACUUGUCAAGGCCAUUGAUUCAAAUCAGCAGCAUUCUACAAUACUGUAUCACCUUUUUUUUUAUUUUUAUUUUUUUUUUAGGAUUUU
Rana temporaria (common frog) is the source of this 4211-nucleotide messenger RNA. It is a transcript of the gene ADAMTS10, whose product is annotated as ADAM metallopeptidase with thrombospondin type 1 motif 10. The record is from RefSeq and is a predicted model, not a curated record. Gene Ontology annotation, biological process: proteolysis; extracellular matrix organization. Gene Ontology annotation, molecular function: metalloendopeptidase activity. Gene Ontology annotation, cellular component: extracellular matrix. NCBI's taxonomy places the organism in Eukaryota, Metazoa, Chordata, Amphibia, Anura, Ranidae. The coding region runs from base 822 to 4142 and encodes 1106 amino acids. The transcript is spliced from 27 exons.